AUGUUGUACCACUUUCUUCCAAAAGUGACUGAACCUCUGGAACCAAGCUUGGAACCUUUGGUUCUAGUUCAAGCUAGCUUCUUUGAAUGUGGCGGAUUGGCCAUUGGUGUGUGUGUUUCCCACAAGGUAGCCGAUGCAGCCACGACUAGCAUGUUCAUAAAUAGUUGGGUUGGCGCGGCUCUUGCCGCGUCUGGUGAGGCAGUGCUGCCUCCGGAAUUCAGUGCCGCAUCUCGCAUACCUCCGAGAAUACAGCAUACCUUGCAACCACUAGCCAUCAGCUUGGCGAGCGAGAUGGCUGUUUCAAGGAGGUACGUGUUUGAUGCACCAAAGAUUGAUGAUCUCAAGGCAAAAGCCGCCAGCGACAACGUUCUACAGCCCACACGCGCUGAAGCAGUCUCUUCUCUUAUUUGGAAAUGUGCAAUAACUGUCUCAAGAUCUAAAAGCCAAUUUCUAUUGCCAUCUAGAUUGAACCAAGCGGUGAACAUCCGCGAAAGGCUUACUCCACCCUUUCCUAAAAAUUGA
Juglans regia (Persian walnut) is the source of this 522-nucleotide messenger RNA. Its product is annotated as BAHD acyltransferase At5g47980-like. The record is from RefSeq and is a predicted model, not a curated record. Lineage: Eukaryota; Viridiplantae; Streptophyta; Magnoliopsida; Fagales; Juglandaceae. The transcript has a single exon. Bases 1 to 522 code for a protein of 173 amino acids.